Neurospora tetrasperma FGSC 2508 is the source of this 669-nucleotide messenger RNA. RefSeq lists its product as uncharacterized. The transcript has a single exon. The record is from RefSeq and is a predicted model, not a curated record. Gene Ontology annotation, molecular function: RNA helicase activity. Bases 1 to 669 code for a protein of 222 amino acids. NCBI's taxonomy places the organism in Eukaryota, Fungi, Ascomycota, Sordariomycetes, Sordariales, Sordariaceae.
AUGGUGGGACACUUUUCGGCACAGAAGACGCACAGCGCAACGUCACGCUCUCUCUGGGUUCUCUCACCAUGCGUUUUGACACGAGGCAUCAUCUUGUUGAACAAGUACUCGUCAAGCUCAUUGGCGAUACGUCCACUGUUGGCGCAACGAUCCAUGGAACGAGAUCUGAGUCAAGAAACUAGAGAACUGACUGGGCCAACAUCGCUAGUGGCUGUUACGAAGGAUGUUCAGAGUCUAGGUCUUGCGGCUAUCAGACAGAGAGUUGAGGAGAUUGAAGCAGGCCUGCUUCUUCAUAUGAUGCGGCACGAGAUGCGCAUGACAUUGGGCAUCUCGCCGCUGCACCAACCAAGACCAAUUUACAAGGCCACUGACUGCCCUGAGAGAACUUGCAAGAAUUGCACUUGGUUCUCUCAACUGACCACACUCGGGUGGCCCAGGUCUGCCCCAAGAAAAUCUGCAAGCAUCGACUUCUCCGCCAAUGCUGAGCUCCAGCUUGCCCGAGAGGGAUCUACUCGUGUCGAACCCAUCGACUCUUUCAGGACCGCUGACCUACACCCAGCCAUACUCUGCAACGUGAAGCUUGCAGGCUACGAUAUGCCCACCCCCAUUCAACGCUACUGUAUCCCCGCAACCGUCCUGUGGCAGGAGAGUGUCAGAGGACUAAGGUAA